Acanthoscelides obtectus is the source of this 552-nucleotide messenger RNA. The record is from the annotation of a GenBank genome assembly. NCBI's taxonomy places the organism in Eukaryota, Metazoa, Arthropoda, Insecta, Coleoptera, Chrysomelidae.
AUGAGUACCAGGAAAACUUUGUAUAAUCCAGAGAAUCCAAACGACUUGGAGGAGCUGAUGAACUACUUCCACAGCCUGGACUCAGACGAUGAAGCUCAUGAGCAGUUUCAAAGUGCAGAGAGCUUAGAAGUCGCGUUAGUUCCUCCCGACGAUGCCAUGGACAGCGACCAAGAUGAUGCUCACAGUGAUGACGAUAUGGUACCUAGUAUCAGAGAUCUGGGAAAGGGUAUUCUCUCUCAGAAAGUAGAUGUUUUUGCUGUUAACAAGAAUAAAGAGAAAUCUCCAAUUAAAACUGGAAUUCAGUCUCCUCUACAAAUCCGACCAAGUGACCAGAACUGGGAAGAGAGUGAUGAUGAAACCCUGGCUGAUAAGCAGAAAAGACUGAACAUUCAAAUUCCUUCUGUCAGAAAAAGUACACAAAAAGUCAAUAGAGCAUGGCAAGAAAUAACACUUGAACCACGAGACCAGCGAAUUGAGUUACUAGAGGAAAAUUCUUACCGAUAUAUUAGAGAGAAAUAUGGCACCGAUCGAUUUGUUCAAAGGUUUUUUUAG